CUUGACAAAAUUGUUUGGUAACCCAAAAUCUGGUCGUUUAAUCGGACACAGAAGAAGCGUAACAAGGUCGAAGCUAACUGUUGUUAAUAUGUGUAAUAGCAAGAUCUCCAAGUUAGAAGAAGAGCAACAGAAUAUGAAGCUCAAAAUGACUGAAAUGAUGAAUCUACUUAAAGAACACUUGGUUGGUGGUAAAGUGACACCAAGCGAAGGACAGUCUCGCAAUGUACCGCAGUCAAACAAUAUUCAGUCCCCUAAGAGUAUUGCACUAGAAAAAAGACAUAACUUUACAGAAGGGAAGAAUGCUUGCUACUUGCUUGACUGGGCAAAUAGGCCUCCACCUGUACCAUCAUGGGAUGCAAGCAAAGAGGAACAUGAGAAAUAUGCUGAUUGGAUGAGAACAAAUCACAUGGCGAGAUUUUACUGUCUUGGUACCAUGGAAGAGAAGCUAAGGAAAAAGUUCGAACACAUUGAAUAUGCUUGUGAUUGGUGGGAUGCUACAUUUAAGGAUUUACAAACAAGACCACAAUCACGAAAAAUGUAG
Messenger RNA from Humulus lupulus (European hop), 541 nucleotides. RefSeq lists its product as uncharacterized. NCBI's taxonomy places the organism in Eukaryota, Viridiplantae, Streptophyta, Magnoliopsida, Rosales, Cannabaceae. The transcript has 4 exons. The record is from RefSeq and is a predicted model, not a curated record. Bases 89 to 541 code for a protein of 150 amino acids.